UUUGCAAAAAUGAAACUUCUAGCAUUGUUUCUGUUCGCAGUUGUUGCUGUCUCGGCAGCUCCUCACAAUGACUACAUUGAGCUAGCCAAAGGAGGACGCGUGGUUGGUGGAAUCAAUGCUUUGCCAAAUGAGUUCCCAAGUAUUGUGUCGGUUCAAAGGUUGAUCCUUACCCUCUCGGCUCACAUCUGCGGUGGUACCAUCAUCAAUGGACGUUUCGUCUUGACCGCUGCUCAUUGCAUUACUGAAUCCCCUGAGAAUGCGCGCUUCGCCAUCUGGGCUGGAUCGCACGACAUUACUGUUGCCGAAACUAACCGUCAGACCAUUAACGUGGACGAAGCCAUUGUGCACCCGGAAUACCUCGGAGGAGUGAACCCAUCGGACGUUGCAGUGAUGCGUCUGUCCAGUUACCUAAACUUCAACGCCUUCGUUCAACCAGCCAAUCUACAGCCAGCUGGCGUCACCGCACAACCUGGUCCGGCUACUCUCGCCGGAUGGGGAAGCACUUCCUCCACUACCGUUCCAUCGAUGCCCGCUAUUUUGCAAAAGGUCGUCAAACCCAUCAUUGAUUACGAUACUUGCACCGAAGCCAACGGAGGAGCAGGAAACAGCCCGCUGGGAGUUACCAACGUCUGCACUGGACCGCUAACUGGAGGAGUAUCUGCUUGUUCCGGAGAUUCCGGUGGCCCACUCUACACUAUCACUGGCGGAGUGCAGACUCAGGUCGGUAUUGUUUCUUGGGGAUGGAUGCCAUGCGGAUCGAUUGGACGCCCUUCGGUCUAUGUCGGUAUUUCUCACUAUCGUACAGCUCUACUCGAUGAAGCCUACAGUAAUUCGUCGAAAAUGAAACUGUUGGUGCUUUUAGUUGGCUUGAUCGCUGCUGUCUCUGCAGCGCCUAGCAAGGACUACAUUGAAUUGGCCCGUGGAGGACGCGUGGUCGGUGGAAUCAAUGCCCUCCCAAAUGAGUUUCCUAGCAUUGUAUCUGUCCAACGUUUGAUUUUGACUCUAUCGGCCCAUAUCUGCGGUGGUACCGUCAUUAACCAGCGAUGGGUCCUGACAGCUGCUCAUUGUAUCACUGAAUCGCCUGAGAAUGCUCGGUUCGCCAUUUGGGCCGGUUCACAUGAUAUCACCGUUACGGAAAGCGCCCGCCAGGUGGUAAACGUGGAUAUUUCUAUCGUUCAUCCAGAGUACCUUGGUGGAGUGAAUCCAUCGGAUGUGGCCGUCAUGCGUUUGGCUAGCUACUUAAACUUCAACAAUUUCGUCCAACCAGCCAAUCUGCAACCGGCAGGAUCAACUGCUCAGCCCGGCCCAGCAACUCUGGCCGGAUGGGGCAGCACCUCCACCACCAACAACCCAUCGAUGCCCGCCAUCCUGCAGAAGGUUGUGAAACCAAUCAUUGAUUACGAUACUUGCGUCCAGGCCAAUGGCGGCGAAGGAAACAGUCCCCUUGGAACAACCAACGUUUGCACUGGCCCUCUGACCGGAGGAAUUUCGGCCUGCUCUGGAGAUUCUGGCGGCCCACUGUACACCAUUGCCAAUGGUGUGCAGACCCAGGUCGGUAUUGUAUCCUGGGGAUGGAUGCCAUGCGGUUCUAUUGGACGCCCAUCUGUUUAUGUUGGUAUUUCUCACUACCGCUCUUGGAUCGAUUCCAAUUCUGUAUUGUAAAAUGUUUCUCAACCAAUCAACUUGCAAUAAAUUUGAUUUUUGUUUCUAGUUA
Molecule: messenger RNA, 1714 nt
Organism: Armigeres subalbatus
Lineage: Eukaryota; Metazoa; Arthropoda; Insecta; Diptera; Culicidae
Product: transmembrane protease serine 9-like
Exons: 4
Coding region: 10-1662 (550 amino acids)
Biological process (GO): proteolysis
Molecular function (GO): serine-type endopeptidase activity
Source: RefSeq, a predicted model, not a curated record